Messenger RNA from Vitis riparia (riverbank grape), 4276 nucleotides. RefSeq lists its product as uncharacterized. Lineage: Eukaryota; Viridiplantae; Streptophyta; Magnoliopsida; Vitales; Vitaceae. The transcript has 3 exons. Gene Ontology annotation, cellular component: membrane. The coding region runs from base 54 to 1019 and encodes 321 amino acids. The record is from RefSeq and is a predicted model, not a curated record. Gene Ontology annotation, molecular function: oxidoreductase activity, acting on the CH-CH group of donors. Gene Ontology annotation, biological process: lipid metabolic process.
GGGUGGGUUUGGUGUUUGAUUGUUCCUGAGAGGGGCAACCAUCAGAAGACAGUAUGGGUAAUUUGAAGAAUGUAGUGAUAGCAUUGGUGACCCCUCUUCCUUCCAUACUCUUCUAUCUUUCAUUCCUUAACCACUAUUACCAAAAUGGGAAUAGUACCAGUUCUGCUCUGUGGACAUGGUGCUUACACCAUCCUCUUCUUUUGGCCAACGCCUUCUUCUUCCUCAAUGUCAAUUUGCUCUUCUGGGUAAUUGGUCUUCUGCAGUCUAGCCACUGGAUGAUAGAUUUGUAUUGGACGGUGAUACCAGUAUUGCUUGUUCAUUACUAUGCAACCCAUCCUUUGGCCCAGUAUGACUGGUGGAGGUCCAGGGUUGUGAUCUUGAUGACUUGGGCGUGGAGCAUGAGGCUUUCCCAUAACUACUUUAGGCGAGAAAGGUGGCAGUGGGGUGUCAGGGAGGACUGGAGAUUUACAGAUAUGCGCCAUCAGUAUGGCAAGAACUGGUGGUGGGUUUCAUUUUUUGCGAUCUACCUCUCUCAGCAGGUCUUUCUAAUUGGGGUAUGUCUUCCAUUUUAUGCUGUCCAUUCGGUUGAUAAGCCAUGGAAUAUUUGGGAUAUGGUUGCAGUGGCAGUUUGUGUUUGUGGGAUUGUUGUUGCUUAUCAUGCUGACACAGAACUCCACAAUUUUGUAACUAGAAACGAUAAACUGAAAGGGCUCGGAAUGCCUAUUGUGCCCAAUCUUGACAAGGGCUUGUGGCGCUAUUCUCGCCAUCCAAACUACUUUGGGGAGCAGUUGUGGUGGUGGGGACUAGUCAUCUUUGGAUGGAAUUUGGGACAUGGAUGGACCUUUGUUGGGUCUCUCAUCAAUAGUAUGUGCCUAGCAUAUGUGACCAUUCUUGUGGAGAAUCGAAUGCUGAAACAGGAUUACAGGGCUGAAGCUUACAGGUUGUACCAGAAGACAACAUCAGUGUGGAUACCUUGGUUCAAGUCAUCUCCAGCAGGAGGAAAAGAUAAGAAUACUUGAUGUAUUUUCUCUUGUUUGCAUUUUCUUUAUUUGUCUGCAUCAUCUAUCUAUUUUGCCUUUCUUGGUAUGCUCAGCAAUUUGUGUAAUGUGUAACUUAUUGGUAGAAGUAUGGAUUUUACUUGAGUGCAGCUAUUUAGUUCCUUGUAUGAAAUCGAACAAAUCCUUUCUGCUUUUAUUAUAGACAAGUUCCUUUCUCAUCUGAAUUUGCAAGGCAGAACAAGAUUUAUGAUACUUCUUAGAGCUUAUAACUCAAAGAAGGAUUAAUUUUUUUACAUAGAUGGAGUGACACCAAAAGAAAAGAACAAACAAGACAAAAAAAACAAAAAAAAAAUGGUAACAAAGUGGAAGCAUUGAAGUUGUAGCUCUUGGUAGAUGGUUUGAUCGGAAUGUUUUGCAAGAAUAAUUUAGAUCCAGACCCGAUUGCUUAGUGUCUUUGAACCCAAAGGUGCAAUGGUAAACUUCCUAGAAGAAGUUUUGUAGGCUGGAUUUUCUGUUGCUAUUCUUAUGAAAGCUUUAAUCAUACAGGACUAUAAGGGGGUAUGAUUUUGAUUGGCAUGUGUCUAGGUAUCAGGUUCACCUAAUCUCCAAAUCAUAAGUCAUAUGGACACCGCUGAAUUUUCAAAUGUUCAAUUUAUCUCCAGUUAAAAAGUAGAGGAAAAUGAAGCGCAUAUCCACCAUAGUGCAUUGGAUAUUGGUCUUCUAACUUACACUGGGGUACUUCUAGAGAACUCCAAGUCUCCAACCAUACGCCUCUAUUUCAGGCAUGCCUAUUUGGUUCACUUCCAAGAGUAGUAUGUUAGAGACUUAUCAAAUACACAUACCCACGUCGUGCCAUGUAAAGGUACUUCACAUGUUGAGUAUUGUGUGCAACAUAGGUGGGAGCUGUGGGAUGUAACCCCUGAUCACAUCAACUUGGAAAACAGUUUACUAUGACAAUUUCCUUAAAGGUUCACUUUCUUAGUUUAGCAGAACAAAAAGCUAACAGGUUGUUUCAUUAGUUGACUUAUAACCUAUUGAUGAAUUCUCUAAAAGGGAAAUCAGAGCUGUCUGUAUCUUCACGCGUGCUUUGUUGGAAAUGGGAAUAAAGAAUUAGAAUCUUCUCUUUGGGAUGUAAUAUCCAAACAAUGAAAAGAACGAUGAUGCCUAAGAAUCAUGGUUUGAUGCUUCUUCCAACAAUGUGGCCUUGUUAUAGACUAUAGACUCACAUGUGUUUGCAGCCUGCAAAUACCUUAUGAUAAAAUCAUCAAUUGCAUCCUUUGAUUAUGACUAUGCAUCUUUUCCUGAGUUAGAAGAAUCUGUGUGAUCCGUGUCUCUCUUAAAGAUACUACAGGCUAUUCCCUUCUUCAGCUCUGUCAUUCAUUUUCAAACUCCAUAUCAGUCGAAAGAAAAUUUGAUUGAUUUGCUAGACAAGGUAUUAUUUAUUAUAAAAAUUUUUUAGGCCAUGUAUAUGUGCUAUGCACUAUGUGGAGUUGGCAGAACCAAGGCACACAAUUGGUAAAAAUUGGAAAGAAAGAGCAUGGUCCAACUGAUGUGAUUUAUGAAGCUUGAAUUUAUUCGAAGGAAAAUGCUUUGUUGCAAGAGUCACAAGCCAUGCCCAACUGGCAUGAGUUUAAUUAAGGGUCAUUUUCCUUUUCUUAGCCAUUGCUUGGUGUUCAGGUCACAUGGAUGUUGGACCUCUAGAGUUCACAAGUAGGGGUGAUUAGGCAUACAGGCAUUCCAACCUAUUUUAGUGGAAGGACGUGCUAUUUGUUUACAUCCAUUAGUUCGUAAGGGAUUCAAUGCAGAUUUUGAUGGGGAUCAAAUGGCUAUUCAUGUACCUUUAUCUUUGGAGGCUCGUUUACUUAUGUUUUCUCAUAUGAAUCUCAUGUCUCCAGCCAUUGGGGAUCCCAUUUCCAUACCAACUCAUGAUAUGCUUAUUCCUGUGCACACCACACAAACCGGCAACCCAUGAUCUUGAAGAGUUGAAAUCAAACAAUUCUGUUUUGGUAAACUAAUUUUAUCAUUGCAUGCUUUAAAAGAUUGACUUGAUUAAGAGGAUUCAUUACAUACAUGGUAUAAGAAACUUGUCUUAUUAUCAUGUGUCAUUGGAUUAUAAGACCUGACAAACAGAUAUCCUUACACACCAAAGAACAAUCUAAUGCUAUUUUGUAAUGACUUGCUCUUUCCCGUGUGGAUAUUAUCCGUACUAGAUCUAAUAAGUUAUCCUGAUUUAAGAAAGUGUGUACAUAAUUAAGAUGAGUUCACGGUAUACAUGUAUAAAGUGCCUUCUCCGUUUGUUCCACAUGAAAGUGUAGAGAAAUGAAAUCCAGCACGGCACGUAAAAAACAAUAAUAAUAAUCCUUGUCAUAGAAAGGAAGGUUGGUUUAAAAAACAAGGCCGUUGAGGUGGAUUUCCAUGUCAUUGUCCCUCUCGCUAUCUAAGAUUAAACUGUCCACUGUUCAUCACAGGGGAUCUUCCCUCUGAAGCCGGCAAUUGCCUUGUUGGGUGUUGCUAGUGACUAAUUUUCAAAUCAGUUUAGACUUCACAUAUUUUAAAUAAGAUGACUUGAGCCGUAUAGAAAAGGAGAUAUAUUUUCAUGCAUAGAUCCAAUCCUUCUCAUUUUUUUUUUGGGUAGGAAUGUGGCAUGGUAUUGACAUUUUUGUUCCGACAUUGGGCUCGUGUGCUCGUGACAGACGACAGCGAGGGUACGAAGAGAGUAAAACAAUCACAGACUGCACAGGACAUGAAAAACUCAACGAGGCUAGCGUGUGCGUAUUGCAAAGACAAGCAAAUUAGCUGGCGAGAAAUCUAACAGUUACCUUCAAAUUCAUGAACUAUGGAGUUUGUGCGCACUAGAAUACAACAUACAAGAGUUAAAUCAACCACGCAGAUGAAGCCAUUGAAAAGAGGGUUAGAUUUGUCUUUUGGGAAGUAAAGAAAAGAAAGGGAAUUUGAAGCCUUGUGGUUGUUGAACUACGAAGUAACGAAGCAAGGGAUUGGGUUGUUGAAAGUUGAAACCUGAAGGCCAUACCUUUGUUGAAGGCCGUUGGAUCACAUGUGACAUGCCAUUGAUCUCUAAAGUUAAUCUUAUAAGUCCGUUGGACCCGGGGGAUGCUGCCUUGUUCUAAGGGUCACUUGACUUGAUUUUGCUACCAUUUUCUUAUUUAGGUUUUCAUGAGGAAUAUCUUUCCACGGAGACAGAAUGUAUCUCGAAAGCAUUAUUAGCAAGACAAAGACCACAACGUCAUCUAUCCCAUUCAACAUCCAAUUGAAUUUAA